GGCAGGGUUUAUUGCUUGAUUAUUCGCGUGUCUCUCUCUCGCGUGGCUGAGAGUGGUAACUCGAGAAAGAGGGAGUUGUUUUGGUAUCUUUCAAAAGCUUUCGUCAGUUGCCGCCAAUGAAAUGGUAACUUAGUUAACGCUGAAACCGCCAGAUGGCGGCACACUACAAAUAAGUUUGAGUGUGCCACUCCAGCAGUUGCGCAACGUGAAAGGAGGUAAGAGCAACAAGACAGAUAUCGAGCUGUGAGGAGUGAGCAGGUGGUAUACGUACGGAAGGUGCGUGCACGUUCUGUACUCGCGCGGCAUCGUGCUUUAACCCGCAGUAUUUCACUUUCGGGUUUCGCCGUGCGCUCACAGCGAUGGUCGACGAACCGAGCCGCAGUUUCAAGGUUGUCUUAUCCAUGCAGCGCGAAGGAAACAACCACGGGGACGUUCAUUACAAGGUGGAUGGAGCCCGGUUUGGAACUGAGAGCACAAUUAAACUGAACGUUGAAACAUCCUAUACGUUGACAUUGUGCUUUAGACCAGCACAAACGUUAGAGAGCAUCUCACUCAUGGGAUCGCGAUACUCUCCCAAGGAGAAAUCGCGGGACCACAGCUCUUCGACCUACUGCAUCACGUGGUCGAGCCUUGGUGUGGGUGUCACAAAGAAUGGAAAGCGGGAUAAAAUCCCGCUUGCAUUACAGAUUCUCGAUGUUGGCGAGCUCAUGGUUAACUUGCAAGUCAAGUUCUACAAGGAAAAGGACACGGAUCAUGCUACCUGGGGCAACGCCCUGCACCAAAUUGACCUUGAUUGUGAAGUGAGUCGCUCGUCGGGGAGCCUAGUGGUCAACAAGCAAAGCUUUCGGUAAUUGUCUACGAGCACACGCAAAUGCAAUUUUGCAGAGGCUUGGCAGCACACUUGGCCAGCAAGCUGUCAUUUGGCUGACCAGUCUGUGACAACUAGGGCCUGUGGUAAUGCCAGAUUGCUGCAGACGAUGACGGGCAUGUCGUUACCUAUCGGGCAUGCAUGAUUGCCAUUUACUCAUUACCUGGCAUUGCAGCACAACGUGUCAUCUUGGCAGCCAUUGUUCGUGAGCUCUGGCCCUUUUGGCAGCUUUUACGCACGAUGAGUGCUGAAUGCAUGCGAGAUGGUUGGGCCACCUUGGCAAAUUGAGGUCAUUGAAUGCCUCCAGCCUUUCUAAAGAGCUCUGUCAUCGCUACAUUGCCAAUUUAGGUGGCACACAAGCGAGCACAUCUUGAAUGGUAAAUUUAUCAUGUCUGCAGUUCGUGCAAAAAGUGUCUCGCUGUGCUCGUUUCACCUUUUUUGUACCUGUAACUUGUCUUCAUGAUUUGCGUUGGUGACAUGUCAUUGAGGUGAUUUACUCAGCGCUCCGUCCCUUUUGCCUGAGGUGGUCGGUGUAUUGAUUACUCUUGGCAUGAUGUGUGAGCUCUGUGAGGUCAUGUUCGUGCACAUUUUUAAGUGUUUGGAGGGACAAACUUGCAGAAAGUGGUCAUUUGUCUUUAUAUUACUUGAUGUUAUGUGCGCUCCUAUCCUGUACAUGUAUGGUGAUCAAGUUGUUUUUGAUAGAUGCAGUUGUUUGAAAUAGCCAUCGAGCUGGCAUUUUGAGUAAUUUGCACCUAAUAAGCAGUUUUACUUUGCAAGUUCCAAGUAAUAGUUGCUAACGUUGGUAAAUUUAAUUUAGCUGUUGAAGCAGCUGUAAAUGUUGCAGAACAUAUGAAGUUGUAAAAUUGCAAACGUGGAGGUCCUUUUUUUUAAUCUUAUCAUUAUUCAGCACUUAUUUAUAAGGUGUGUUUUUAUUUUGGACGGUGUCGUUGACUAUAUUUUUGUUGGCCUUGAUUGUAUUGAGUAUGCCAUUGUAUCAUCUUUAUUACCUUGCAUACGCCUGCAUAAUAUAAAUCCCAGGAUUAACAGAACAUUUACAGGGGUUUGUUAGAUCUCCUUUCUCUGGCUUUUGGGGCGCCUCUUUAAGAUUACUGUGAACUAUCUAGUCGAAUAACUUUGUCACGCUGUUGAUGCCUUACCAAGAGCUGACAAACUCAAACAUAGAGGUGCACAUUUUUCUAGCCAUCGAGACAAAAGGUCACAGUAGUUAACCAGUGAGUGCCUUGAAAGAUGUCACUUUCAUUAUCCACAUCUGCACUGCCUUGCCAUUUAAAGCAAGGGAGCAUAUCAUCAGUGAUGGCAAAUUUUAGUUCCUCACUCGAUCGCCAACUUGCCAAAGGUUUCUUCUGGAGACAAACCUGCUGUUAACUGCAAGCAGGAUGAAAGAAUGCUUGUUGCAAUUUUUGCAUUGAGAUUGCUGUAGCUGCCUCCAAUUUUAGUUCAGAAUCAGUGUUGCAAAAGGCUGCUUUGGAAACUUUGCUAUCAGCUUAAGUUUAUAGCAAAUUAUGUGUGCAGUCUUUCUUGACGUUGUAUGAGGGCUCACUGCUUGAUUGAGUGCAGUUAUUUGCAGCUAUAGUGAAGUCAUAAUCAUCGUGGAGCAAAAUGCUUGUGAGGAGAAAGCCCCGAUAGGUGUUCAGUGCAGGCUGGCAGAUAACACUACCUAAAGAACAGUGUGGAGUGAUGGUGUGAAAGGGAGAUGAGUAACAUCUGGUGAAGGAUGAAUGAACGAUAUGAUGACCUGUCAUGCCAUAACUCACUUCAUAGCAUUUUCUGUUGACUAAAUAUUACCAACAUGCCGUGCUCAUUGCCACUUUGUCAUCACUAUUGCUGUCAAAUUCUGGUGCAACAUGGGAGUACCGCUAUGUUAUUUAUGAUGUUGGAAAUAUAAAAGGCUGAGGAGGGACAGGCUCAUGUAUCGCAUGGAAGUGGCUUGAGCAAUGAAUUGUAUAUAUAGAAUUGAAGCGGCUUGAGCAAUGAAUGGGGGGGCACAGAUCAAAGAAUGGCACUACUUAGCAAAGCUACUGGGUCUAUCUAGAGGCUUUAGUCAUGGCAACAGUGGUGAUGAGACAGUUAUCUUUUCAAUCACCAGAUGUUGCCGUCAUGUCAUGGGGUCGAAGUCUGUGUGGUAUCUCGUCAUGCCAUAGGAGUGCUUGUGACAGUGUCAUAUCAUUUGUGGCAGUAUCUUGUCAUGCCAUAAAAAUGGAGCUUUCUCCGAGUAUUUCUGUGCGGUUGUCACGACCUUGUAAUUUAUGAUUAGCUUGCAAGCAGGAUAAUGAACAUUGCUUUCUGUUAGACUGUAGCGGCAGCUUUGCUUGCAGUCAUGUACAAUCCUGAAUACUCGUCCACAUAAAACCCUGCAAAGACUGUUGCUGUAGUGGGGUAAUGUGGAUUCUUUAUUUUUCUGCGGUGAAAAAUGCUGUUGUAGUAUUCUUGCCUAUGAUGUGAACGUAAGUUAUGUUUUACUGUUAAUAUCGAGGUGUUAUCAAUGUUGAAGUGUUGUUAAGCAAACAAGCAAACUCAGCAUGGAUAUGCUCCGUAUUCACGUUACUGUUAACUUGUGUGUUGCUGCAACAUUUUUUCAAGCACAACUUUUGUUCCAUUGUGGUUUUUUCUGCACUAGCUGAACUUCAUUCUGCCCUGUUAUGCCCUUAUGCUUAAUGUAAUAUGACAUUGUAUUUGGGUAAUUGUCAGGUUCUGUUGAAAUGGUAUUCUUAGCUGCAAAUGUGUAUGGAGCUGCAGAUUUUACAUUAUAACAGCUGAGCUUUUUGUGAACUGUAAUGUGCCAAACUUUGGCUUUUAUUAUUGUAUAAUACUGGUGCUAGCAUCACUACUGGCUAAAUGUAAUUAGCUAGCAGCUAAUUGGUGGGACAGGCUCCUGAUAACUGAGAAAACUCUGAGACACAUCUUGGAAUGUGUGAACUCUUUUGAGGUUAAGAUCAAGUUCUCAGUUAUCUCUUAUGAUCACUCUGUACUAAUUCCUUGUGCAAUGCUAUUUAUUGUGUCAUUUGUGAACAUGGCUGCAUAUUUUAUGCUAUUUGGCCAUCAUGCUCUUGGCUUGCCCUUGAUGUUGUGUUCAUGUGACUCUGUGAGCUGCUUUGUGUCUUGUGUAAUCGCUCUUAGCUAUUUGUGAGCUCUUUAGUGACAGAAAGUGAUGCGCGAAGUGGUAUUCAGCUGUCUGAUUAUGUUGUAGCGUAAGAACUUGAUUGCUAGCUAUUGCUCGUGUUCAAAUUGCUUAUGACCUGCUUGUGAUGAAGCUCUUGUCUGAAACGUAGUUAAUUUCACGGUGCUAAUAUUUGGGAGCAUAAAAUUCUGAGUUUUAUAAUUUAUAAGGAUUUCUUGUUCAUGGGCUUUCAUGAUCAGUCACAAGCUGUCUGAAUGUUGUAGUGUUGCACAAGUUGAAGGAUGCAUGUUGUUGUGCAUUAAUGCAUUCUUAACAUAUCCUGUUUCAUGUUCAUGUGAAGUGCUUGAGCCAGCACAAGCUUAGCUUUUUAUGCAGCAUGACGGCAGCUGUAUAUCUUAGCUAGCCAUUACAUCAGUAUCGGUACAGCGUUGCUGCUAUAAUCCAGGUGUAUCAGUGAUAUGUUGAUGUGCAGAGCUCGAUGGCACAUUUGGCAAAUGUUUCAUGAAGCCGCAUUCACAUCUUAAAUGAUACCUGAUCACUAAUUGUUGUAGAAAAUUUCACCUGUCGCACUCUCCUGAAUAUGCAAUAAUGAUUGUCACAGGCUUUACGAUGCGAAAAAUCUUUCAUGCCCAUUUAUCGACGAUUUUUGAGAAGACAAACUUUUACAGAAAACACAGUGAACUAUAUGGUGCUAUCUGUACUAGUAAGCACAGCCAUAAAAACACAUUUUUUUACUAAUGUUGUUAUACAAAGUUAGUAGUUUGCAAUGGUGAAGGGGAGAACACUGCUAGGCUAAUAGGCUGCCCAUCAGAUAGUUCAAACUUUCCACACAAUAUUUGUAGGUAAACUCUGCUAGCUUCUGACAUUCCAAGAAGUUAUGUAAAGAAGUCAUUGGACUAUUUAAGAAACAUUUAAUGUUGGCACUGCCCGAUUAUCUAAAUACUCAGGAUGGGCAGCUAUGAAAGUACUAAAUUUAAUACAAUAGUUGGUUUAGUACUCCUGCAGAGACAGGUAAUGUUAGGUAAUUAUGGCACACUUUAGUGUCUCUCCAUUUUACAGAGGUACUGAGCAUUCCCAGUCUUCUGAUCAGGGGAAAAGUUGGAAUCUUCCUUCUUUACCUACCAUCUCUGUGUAGCCAUUUUCCAUUGAUGAACCUGCCAUAUCAAUUUAUGAAUUUCUACAGAUUUCAUUUAAUCAUUCCUUUUUUAUUUCUUUUUCUGCAAAGGAUCUGUAAUAGGCAUCAAAAAAUGCAUGCCUUUAUAAUUGUUUGGAAACCUGACCUGAUUAGUGAAUUGAUGAGCCGAGAUAGUUAAUCCAGUUUUGCCUUAUACAUACAUGGAAUUGUGGACGAGGAGUGAAGCUCAUCGUAGAUAUAUUUAUUAGUCUAUGCACCCAGGCAGCCAGAACAAAUUCCAUAUAGGUGAAUUACCAAUUAAAGUUCAGUUGAAGUUUUGCUUUAUUACUGCAGAAGGGUCUGAACUUCAGCUUGUUGGUACAGCUUAUUGCGGACAGGACUAGGAAAGAACAGGACUAGGUCUCUUCCACAUUUUCGCAUUUUUUUUCUCACAAUUUUUUUUGUCAUGUUGCUUUUUGUGGUUGGGUGCCACUGAUGUUUAGUAACAUGGAUUUUCCACUUGAGGAAGAUGUGUAUUUCUUGCUAGUUUUCUUUGUAUUCAGUCAGUACUGAAUGAGUUCCGCCAUUAAAAAGAAUUAAGAUGUUUGCUUUUUUGCAUGCUAUCAAAGUGCAAAAUUGGAAACUCCGCAAAAGAUACUGGUAUUGCACAUUUCUGCAGUUUAAUGCACUUCAGACGAGGUGCUGUAGCCAUUGGAGUAAUGGAUGCCUCAUUGGUUGGAAUACAAAAUGGUGUACUUUAAUCUUUAAAACUAAGUUAUCAGUUGGUACAUUUUGCUGCUUUUUACAUGCACAUCAUAAGGAGAAAAUGCAAUCAGUUUGCAAUAAGUUUGCAGCAGAAUACUUCGAAAAAGCAGUAUUUUUACUUGCUUAUAAUGGUGAAAUAUUUCGUGGCAUAAUGUGUUUGUGUUGAUGUUCAGUCAUGCCUAAACCUUAAAUGUAAAGUCACAUCCACUGAGGGUAGGCGCAGUCUAAUGUGUCCCUGCAUUGGAACAAUUCAUGUUCUGGGUAUACGGUUAACAGUCCAAGUAGCACAUUUACAUUGAACAUCAAACAUGUGAGCUUAGCUGUUCCUGAACUUGUGGACAAGUGUACAUGUGAUCUGUGAUAGAUAGGUGUGAGAAAAAAGUAUUGCCCUUGUGCUUGAGUCAGCCAUAUUGACAUGUAAAGAUGAUCGUCCAUGUCCCUUUUGUAGGUCGUGUUCAUUAGCACGAUGUUGCACUCUUAAAAGAGCGGUAUUGUUAUUGACAUGUACACAUUUUAAACUACACUAGUAUUGUAGUUUGAAGCUGCGUAUCCGUCGACGGGCACUGAAUUGUACUUGUUUGUGGCAACUUCUUUCAGUGGUUGACUUGUGUGUCUAGAUUGCCGCACUUAUGUUUACAGCAAGCUGUACUAAGGUACAGCUGAGAAAUUAGUUUCUGCCCAAUGGGCUCCUUUUUAAAGGAAGUACAUUGGUUAGCUACUGCUGAUGUCAUUCAAAUGUUGUGUUAGUGUAGAGUUCAGCUUCUUGGUGUCAAUAUAAUCUAGGUCUACAGAUGAGCUAGAGCAUGAUCAUUUUCAGUUUAAUCGUGAGUUCUGCUAGCUGAAUGGAACGGAAUUUGCGUGAACUGGAACAUGUUAUGAUGAUCAGAGACUAUGGCCACAGUUGAAGCUGUGAGAAAACAAGGUCUAAAAGGGGCCUCAAUUUAUGAGGUUAUCAUGAAUGCAAAGUGUAAGAUACUGCAGGAUGUUAAUCUAUAAAAACAUGACUAGUUCUACUUUUCCUAAUACACUGACAAGAAGGCCAAAGAUGCCAAAAAAUGGAGGCAGACUAUGCCGUCUCCCAACAAUUAAUAAAUGAGUGUUCAGAAGUGCAACUCAUGUGCUUUUUUAUUUUGUCUUCAACCUGUUUAGUGUUGUUCAAAUGUAGUUAUGUAGAUGGAAUGUUGUCGACUGCUUUUGAGUCAUGAUGCACGUCAUCAUAGUCCAAAGGACUGUUUGUGGCCAUAACCCCAUAAAUGCCCUCUUCGUGUUUCUUUCUUUUUAUUGCGAUAGCAAUUAUAUGGACACUUCAACCGGAUUUCGGCUGUCGGCGUGAGGUUCCGUAUAGAUUCCAAGGGCGAUAAUAUAGUCGCCGCGUGCCGUAUGCAUGAGUGAAAGCGCGCGGGGGACGCGCGCUAUCACGGAGAGCCAAGGCACGGCGGAAAGCAAACACAACCAUCGUGCAAAAG
Dermacentor silvarum is the source of this 7352-nucleotide messenger RNA. RefSeq names its product CB1 cannabinoid receptor-interacting protein 1-like. Gene Ontology annotation, molecular function: type 1 cannabinoid receptor binding. Gene Ontology annotation, biological process: negative regulation of signaling receptor activity. Lineage: Eukaryota; Metazoa; Arthropoda; Arachnida; Ixodida; Ixodidae. The record is from RefSeq and is a predicted model, not a curated record. The coding region runs from base 360 to 851 and encodes 163 amino acids. The transcript has 4 exons. Gene Ontology annotation, cellular component: plasma membrane.